This is a messenger RNA of Lodderomyces parapsilosis, 1050 nucleotides long. RefSeq names its product cyclin-dependent serine/threonine-protein kinase (gene CDC28). Gene Ontology annotation, biological process: protein phosphorylation; G1/S transition of mitotic cell cycle; regulation of gene expression. NCBI's taxonomy places the organism in Eukaryota, Fungi, Ascomycota, Pichiomycetes, Serinales, Debaryomycetaceae. The record is from RefSeq and is a predicted model, not a curated record. Gene Ontology annotation, molecular function: cyclin binding; cyclin-dependent protein serine/threonine kinase activity; ATP binding. Gene Ontology annotation, cellular component: nucleus; cyclin-dependent protein kinase holoenzyme complex; cytoplasm. The coding region runs from base 1 to 1050 and encodes 349 amino acids. The transcript has a single exon.
AUGGUUGAGUUAUCAGAUUACCAACGACAAGAAAAAGUAGGAGAAGGUACUUAUGGUGUCGUUUAUAAGGCCCUCGACACCAAGCACAACAAUAGGGUAGUAGCACUCAAGAAAAUCAGACUUGAAUCGGAAGAUGAAGGUGUUCCAUCUACUGCCAUUCGAGAGAUUUCCCUUUUGAAAGAAAUGAAAAACGACAACAUUGUUCGUCUUUAUGACAUUAUCCAUUCCGAUUCUCACAAAUUGUACUUGGUGUUUGAAUUUUUGGAUUUAGAUUUGAAGAAAUAUAUGGAAUCAAUCCCACCUCAAUCAAAUACGGGUUUAGAGCCACAAAUGGUUAAACGAUUCAUGAAUCAAUUGAUUCGAGGAAUCAAGCAUUGCCAUGCUCAUCGUGUCUUGCAUCGAGAUUUAAAACCGCAGAAUUUGUUGAUUGAUAAAGAAGGAAAUUUGAAAUUGGCUGAUUUUGGAUUAGCUAGAGCGUUUGGGGUUCCAUUAAGGGCGUAUACUCACGAAGUGGUUACACUAUGGUACAGAGCACCAGAGAUUUUGCUUGGUGGGAAACAAUACUCUACUGGAGUAGAUAUGUGGUCAGUGGGGUGCAUUUUUGCGGAAAUGUGUAAUAGGAAACCAUUGUUCCCAGGAGAUUCAGAAAUUGAUGAAAUUUUCCGUAUUUUUAGAAUAUUGGGUACUCCCAAUGAAACUAUUUGGCCUGAUGUCAAUUACUUGCCCGAUUUCAAACCGGGGUUCCCUCAAUGGAAGAAACGCGAUUUGAAAGAAUUUGUCCCCAGUUUAGAUGCCAAUGGUAUUGACUUGUUGGAACAAAUGUUGGUUUAUGAUCCAAGCAAGAGGAUUAGUGCUAAACGUGCAUUGGUGCAUCCUUAUUUCCGUGACGAUGGUAAUGAUCCGCUGCUGAAUCAUGAUAUAUUUGGACAAAAUGGGGUAGCUGCUCAUGGUGGUGCUGGCGGGGCUAAUUUUGGUAUGGAGAGGAGAUUAGACGAUGGUGUUGUUACUGGAGAAGAUGUGAGCUUUUCACGAUCGGUAAACAUGGGUUAA